Molecule: messenger RNA, 377 nt
Organism: Strongylocentrotus purpuratus (purple sea urchin)
Lineage: Eukaryota; Metazoa; Echinodermata; Echinoidea; Camarodonta; Strongylocentrotidae
Exons: 4
Coding region: 30-377 (115 amino acids)
Source: RefSeq, a predicted model, not a curated record
UAUUUCUCCUCAGCCUGGACACCUUCACGAUGGGAAAGACACUUUCUAAAAAGACUAAACAGAUCACUGAACCCCCGAAGGAUGACAGACCAAGUUCAAGCCUGGAUACCUUCACGAUGGGAAAGAAUCUUUCCAAAGAAACUGAAGAGAUGACUGGGCCCCCUAAAGAUGACAGACCAAGUACAAGCCUGGAUACCUUCACGAUGGGAACGAAUCUUUCCAAGGAAACUGAAGAGAUGACUGGACCCCCUAAAGAUGACAGACCAAUUACAAGCCUGGACACCUUUACGAUGGGAAAGACACUUUCUAAAAAGACUAAACAGAUCACUGAACCCCCGAAGGAUGACAGACCAAGUUCAAGGUACAGAUAUGUUUAG